Messenger RNA from Pecten maximus, 1178 nucleotides. RefSeq lists its product as uncharacterized. The transcript has 4 exons. Lineage: Eukaryota; Metazoa; Mollusca; Bivalvia; Pectinida; Pectinidae. The record is from RefSeq and is a predicted model, not a curated record. The coding region runs from base 27 to 914 and encodes 295 amino acids.
CUACUGUUCCUGUUCCUCCAACUUCCAUGGACCUAAAUGAUGUCCACUACACAUUUGAUUAUGCUCAAAGUGUACUUCUGCCCAGUCAUUGCAGACAGGAAGGAGCUUUGUACUUCAGGUCACCAUAUAAAGCUAAUCUAUUUGGUAUUUGCAAUGAUGGUCGGUCCCUGCAAACAAAUUAUUUGUUUGGCGAGGAUCAGUCCAUUGGUCUGGAUGGUGCCCAGAGCCACUCGGCCAAUGCUGUUGUAUCUAUGUUGCACCACUUCUUCGAAUACCAUGGGGAAGGAGAAAAAACUGUGUACUUGAAUGCAGACAAUUGUGGUGGCCAAAAUAAGAAUCAGGUUGUCACAAGCUAUCUGGCUUGGAGAGUGGCAAAUGGAUAUCAUGAUGACAUCCAUUUACAUUUCAUGAAGCCAUAUCAUGCCCGUUGUCUUGUGGAUGGGAUGUUUGGUAUUGCCCGAAGGAAAAUCAGACGCAAUGAUGUGGAUAGUUUGUCUGACCUGAAGAUGACAAUUCAUGCUUCAUCCACACAUAACCAGGCAGAUUUAUACAGUGAGAUGUCACCAAAUUCGUGGAUCUGGAGAGACUGGAAACAAUUCUUCAAGCCUGUAUUUAGAGCGGUUCCUGGUAUUGGGAAAUACCAUCACUUUCACUUUGCUUCCACCACUUCAGGAAUGGUUACUGUUAAAAAAGGUGUUGACGGGGAGACAACGCCAGUGAGGCUUGUGAAGAGGGGAAAGAUUAUUCCACAGGGUUUGCCAGUGAGACUGGAGGCAAAAGGUUUUUCCGCAGAACGUGCAUGGUACCUGUACAAAAAUAUCAGGCCUUUUGUAAAGGAUCCGUCUAAGGACCUUCUAUGUCCCCUGCCCACUGUCCCAGAGCCCACCUCUAGACCCACCCACACAGAAGAAUGAACUGAAAGUUGAGAUCAAAAUUGUUAUUGAUGAAAACUUAAAUACUGUACUCAUGCUUUUAUUUUAUAUUAUGAAAUGAGCAUUGCUUGUUAGGAUACAGUUAAAUACAAUUUCAAAAUAAAUGUUUUAUCUUCUUACACUACAUGUAAUUAAUUGUAACAAUAUAAUCCUGAUGGAGUCUUGGAGUUCACUUUGCAAUCUGUUUCUACCAAAUAAAAUAUAAAAUGAUUGUUAUUUGUAUUAGGUAAGGGAUGUGACUGAUUG